AUGAUUUCGACGGCUGUCUCCACAGCUUUUCUAGCCGUUGAGAACCAGAAUGAAGUUGUUGAUAGCGGGGAAAAUGAGGAAGAUGAUGACCUUCAAUAUGUGGAUCACGACUAUGAGGUACCACAGCAGAAGGGUUUGAAGAAGAUAUGUAACAGGGUGAAAUGGACACGUGAUGAGGAUGAAAGGCUAAAGAAGCUGGUGGAACAAAAUGGUACAGAUGAUUGGGCUUUCAUUGCUAGUCAUCUACAAAAUCGUUCAGACUUCCAGUGCCAACAUCGAUGGCAGAAGGUACUAAACCCAGAACUGAUUAAAGGUCCCUGGACUAAAGAAGAAGAUCAGAGGGUUAUUGAAUUAGUUCAGAAGUAUGGUCCAAAGCGCUGGUCUCUAAUUGCAAAGCACCUGAAAGGAAGAAUAGGCAAACAAUGCAGAGAGAGAUGGCAUAAUCAUCUCAAUCCGGAGGUAAAAAAGUCUUCGUGGACAGAAGAAGAGGACAGAAUAAUCUAUGAAGCUCACAAGCGUUUGGGAAACCGAUGGGCUGAAAUAGCAAAGCUGCUUCCUGGAAGGACCGAUAAUUCGAUUAAAAAUCACUGGAAUUCAACGAUGCGAAGAAAAGUGGAACAGGAAGGAUAUUUACAAGAUGGUAUAAAGUCUGAAAGAGCUAGUUCAUCCAAACUUCAGCCCCAGCCUUGUCUGACUAUGGAGCACUUGCACACUCAGAAUCAAUUUUACGUACCUGUUCAGACACAUAUUCAAGCGUACCAGUAUGCCUCACCAGAAGGCAGCUGUCUAGAACAUGCUUCAGCUCCUUCCAACUUAGUUCAGCCGUCAUUCAUUGAUGAUGAUCCUGAUAAAGAAAAGAAAAUAAAGGAACUUGAAUUGCUACUUAUGUCAGCAGAGAAUGAAAUCAGAAGAAAACAAGUGUCUUCUCAAGCUGGCAACUUGCCUUGUUGGUCUGGAAGUUUUGUCACGGAAGAUUGUGUGUCUAAUACACUAAAUAGCCUCGGGGAGCAAACGAGUGAGUUCUACAGCGUGGAUGAGACCCACGUCACACCCGUUCAGCAGAGUUCACCCCCGAGGUAUUUGGCUGUGGAGGCAAACACAAUGUUGUCAUCUCUACAAACCAUCCCAGAAUUUGCAGAGACGCUAGAGCUUAUUGAAUCUGAUCCUGUAGCAUGGAGUGAUGUCACCAGUUUUGAGCUCUCGGAGGCUGUAGCAUCUCCUGUCAAGCCAGCUCCAGUAAAACUCAUGCGGAUUCAACACAACGAAGGGACUGCUGAGUGCCAGUAUAACGUCAGCGUCGUGCUUGAUGGCAAAAAACACAGUAGCACCAGUGGGGAGGAAGAAGCAGUUUUCCCAACAACACCAAACGUCACUAAAUUCAGCACUCCACCUUCUAUCCUAAGAAAGAAAAAGAGAUUGCGUGUUGGGCAAUCACCAGUUAACGAACUGAACGAUGGCUUGUGUAAUGAUGCCAUCAACGUUGCACUAAAGCAUACACCAGUGAAAACACUACCAUUUUCUCCAUCACAGUUUUUCAACACUUGCUCUGGAAACGAACAAUUUAACCUUGAAAAUCCUCCAUUUACAUCGACUCCAAUCUGUGGGCAGAAAGUUCUUAUUACGACUCCUCUACACAAGGAAAUGACACCAAAAGAUCAAAAGGAAAAUGUGGGUUUUAGAACUCCCACAAUUCGAAGAUCUCUUUUGGGUUCAACACCGAGGACUCCAACUCCUUUUAAAAAUGCUUUGGCUGCUCAGGAAAAAAAAUAUGGUCCCCUCAAACUUACGUCACAACCACUUGCCUUCUUGGAGGAAGACAUUAGGGAAGUUUUGAAAGAGGAAACUGGAACAGACAUAUUUCUCAAGGAGGAAGACGAUACUGUGUAUAAAGGCUGCAAGCAGGAGCACAACUCUUCUAAAAAAGUCAGAAAAUCGCUGGUCCUAGAUCCAUGGGAAAAAGAAGAGGUUGGUGCCCAGCGCUUCACAGAAGAGAAUAGUUUGGAUGCACAGUCAGAAAAUGCAUAUACCACAUCUUUAUUGAUGAUACCAUUGUUGGAAAUACAUGACAACAGAUGUAACCUGACAUCAGAAAACCAGGAUACAAAUCCAGCAAACAAAGCAAAUACAGUAAUUAAGAAGAAACCGAAUGCAUGCGCUUCCAAAAAUGUCAAACUGGAGAAAGCUCUUCAGUCCAAUUGUGAGUGGGAAGCAGUUGUUUAUGGCAAAACAGAAGACCAGCUUAUCAUGACUGAACAAGCCAGAAGGUAUCUGAGCACGUACACGGCCACCACCACCAGCACUUCCAGGGCUCUCAUCCUGUGACGGUCACCGCGUCUGACAACCAUCUCUUUCCAUUGGAACUGACACCGUGUCCAAGGCGAUUCCAGCACAAUCCUCAUCAAUUAAGUCUUUACUCCAGACACUCUGCCAAGGGAAACCUUAAAGCCACCUUAAAGCUUCCUUUCUUCUUUUGACUGACAAAGAACAGACACAAAGCUCUCAUAUUCUCUAUGGGGGGAUAGUACAACCAGUUCUGCAAUGAAUUUCUUAUAUGUUAAAAAAGUAACACCCUAAAAUCCUAUAAAGAAUGGUGAAAUACAUUGCAGUACUGACGACAUACGGUUUUUAAGGUCUAUUUUUCAUAUUUAUUCUUUUUGACUUGCAUUGCUUUUUUUCUGUUAGUGCAUUUUCACUCUAGAGUAGGUUUAUAGGUUGUUACUGGUUUCCAAAUGAGCAACAUACGUGACUGAAUGUGCUUUUGCUUAUGUAGCAUUUUUCUAGUAUAUACAGAAACACAAUGGAAAGGAGUAUAAAGGAAGGAUAGAAAGUUGCACUACUAAUUUUUUUGGUAUGCUGCAAAACAAUGGAAUUAACUACAGUGUUAAAUAUAUUUAUUUGCAAAUGGUACUAGAAGUAGGCAGAGGGGUUGGAUUAGGUGUUAGUGUAAAGCAUCAGUAUUUUCUUCAUAAAUCUCAAAAUGAGAUGAUUGUUGAAUGUAUUGUACAGUAUGUAGGAACAGGGAAAAAUUUUGUAAAUUCAAAAGGAGUCUGUUUUUAUAAUUUAUUUUCAUUUUAAAGCUUAAAUGUAGAUAUUUAUAUGUAUGCAGGUUGUCUAGAAGCCAAUGUUGUUUCCUGUUAAAACAGCUAAAAUGAAAAAAAAAGGACAAGUUUAAAGUAUGGAAUAGCAGAAGAAUUACAGUGGUGAAGUGUACAAGUCUAUACUGUAUGUUACAUCUACGUAAAGAUUGCACUAUAACCCUUAAAUCAUGUUGGUCUACAAAAUAAUGACAAGGUAUAUCUGUAUUAUACAGCAACCGUUCCUGUACCUUGUUUAAAUAUAUUUAGAAAGGAAUGGGAGGGUCCUAUACAUGACCCAGGAGUACUUCGUCCUGCACAGGAACUAAAACUAAUGCAUUUUAAAUAUUUUACUUAUUUUAUUUUAUUUUAUUUUAUUUUUAAAAGAAAAAAAAGAAACUUGGCACCUUGGAUCUCAAAACAAUUGUAUCUGCACUUAAGUUUGACCAUUAUUAUACUUACUGAAUGUUUGAAGAGCAAAGAGAACAUUCUUUUAUUUAUGAAAAAUCUUUGUCCUUAUUUAAAGGUAUACAGGUCACAACAGUUGCAUUAGUUGCCUAUUUUAGGUAUUUGCACUUAUUUUAUGUCUUUUAUUUUUUUUUUUAAGUUUUUCUUUGAAGGAAUGUUUCGGUUUGCUUUCGUUGUAGAGUUGUUUUUUCUUUGUAGUUAAUUUCGAGCAAGUUACGAUGGGUAUAAGCAAAUACUGACAGGUAAAUAGAAGUGUACACUGUAGUUUUAGUUAUUUAUAAAAUUCAAACACUCUUCCUCUCCACUCCCGGGUGUGCUGCUACAGAGAGUGGCAGGAUCGGCUUGCUGCUAGGAGAGACGGAAAGAGCGAGCAUCGUAUGCACUGUAUGUAAAAUGACAAAAAGAAAAAAAAAAACAAACAAACAUAAAAUAAAAAAUGAUGUCAGGUUCUCUAGUUAACUUUAGGAGAUCAACCAGUACUAUGCAGGGUGUGGAAAGUAUUCCGGUCACUUCAAUAACAAAAGAUGGGAGAGACUAAUUUAUUAAAGGGAGAAUUUUAACAGGUGAUGAGCGGCACAAGGAAGGUCAUGGGUUAUUACACUUUUUUAAACAUCUCAAAGCUUACACCAAUCCUUAUUUUUAAGAGCUUUUUGAUAUUAAAUAUUGGCCUGGCUGUGAUAGCGGGAGGCAUAAACAUUUUUAGCAGUUUUUAAUUCACAUCAAAAUUUUAAGCACGGGGAGGGGGGAAAUCCCAUCUAAGAAAAUACCCAUCAUGCCAGGAUGACUCCAGGAAAGGAGGCAAUUGGAAUUCUUGGCAGCACUAGAUUUAGGGGUGUGUCACCAGAAUGUAUUUAACAGUGAAGUCUAACGCUGGAGACAGCAUUUAAUUCACACACACACACAAAAAAAGAAAUGAAAUAAGACACUGAGAGAGAAUGAAUAUCUAGAACCUGGGUGAUAUAUUUCUGUAGAAGUGGUAUCACCACAACUGCCUAUACCAAGUUUAAGCAUAGGGUUAUGGUAAGUAGUAUUACUUUGUGUUGGUAUUGGUUGGAUCGUUUAGUUAACUCCUACUUUGUUGCUUUAGCAGGAAGGUUUUAAUCUUUCAUAUGUCAGGCAUCUUUUAUUACCUUUUGAAUGUUGUGUGCAUUUGCAUUUCUUUCAGUUGAUAUAAGUAGAUUGUACAUGCAGCAGCCAAACUUGCAUGACACCUAAAUACAUAUUACUCCGUAUUUUCGUUUUAAGGUUUGACAUAACGUGCAACAAACGCCUUGUUUAUCUUAGUUUUUGUUGUACUACAAACUUUUCUUUUAUGUAAGAGAAUCUCACAUACAAUACAGACCAUAUUAAUGACAGAAAUAAAGCAUCUAUGUACCA
Molecule: messenger RNA, 4919 nt
Organism: Calidris pugnax (ruff)
Lineage: Eukaryota; Metazoa; Chordata; Aves; Charadriiformes; Scolopacidae
Gene: MYBL1
Product: v-myb avian myeloblastosis viral oncogene homolog-like 1
Exons: 16
Coding region: 1-2322 (773 amino acids)
Biological process (GO): regulation of DNA-templated transcription
Cellular component (GO): nucleus
Molecular function (GO): DNA-binding transcription factor activity, RNA polymerase II-specific; RNA polymerase II cis-regulatory region sequence-specific DNA binding
Source: RefSeq, a predicted model, not a curated record